AUGGAGAAGGCUUCCGAAAGCAAAACAGAUGGAGAAACCGAAGGAAAAUUUUCAGCUCGGCCGUACCAAGUGGAGCUUCUAGAGCGGGCGAAGGAAAGGAACACCAUCGUAUGUCUGGGCACGGGAACUGGCAAAACGUUUAUAAGUGUCAUGCUCAUAAAAGAACUCGCUCAUGAAGUAAGAGGAAACUAUAAAGACGGCGGGCGAAGAACUUUCUUCCUUGUAAAUACAGGUACCUUCAUAUGUUUUGUCUUUAUGAGAUCAGCUUUACCUCGGGGGAGUGGGUACGAUAUCUCAGCGCGGGUCGGGCCGGGGUUGCGAAGAUGGGUAAUAGCGGUCCUCGCAUACGUACAAAUACAAUUCAAUGGAAAUAGAAGAAAUGAUCGUAGAUCUUUCCUUAUUUUUGCCUGAUUAUGACUUAUUGGAACUUUUGAUGCCAGAAACUAAAAUAUAAGAUCAAGAAUGUGGUUUAAAUUUUGAUUUUCCUUAAGUCGAAAGGAGCUUGAGGAUUGUAGACGAAAUCAACUCCCUUUGUAAAUAACAUGUCCUUCCUUUUUUCACAGUUCCACUGGCUAGCCAACAAGCAAAAGCUAUCGCUAAACAUACAGACUUAGAAGUCAGGCAUUACGUUGGAGAGAUGGGUGUAGAUUUCUGGGACAAGCCCACUUGGGAAAACGAGUUCAAUACAAGCAACGUUCUGGUCAUGACAGCUCAAAUAUUCCUCGACCUUCUGUUGCAUAGCUACAUACUUCUCUCGCAAGUGAAUCUCUUGAUCUUUGAUGAAUGCCACCAUGCCAAGAAGAAUGAUCCUUACAGACAGAUAAUGCAGUGCUUCAGCGAUUGCCCUCAGCGCCCAUUACCCAAAGUUAUGGGUUUAACUGCCUCUAUAGUAAAUGGAAAAGUAAAACCUUAUAAAAUCGAAUCGGAGAUCCAAGAGCUGGAACGCACAUUAAGAUCUACAUGCGAAACAAGUCAAGAUGAAGAUGUUGAAAAAUAUGCUACUAAACCCAAAGAACUUGUCCUUGUUUACCCGAGCCAGAGCACUGAUAAAAACUCGAAUACUUUGAUCAGAGAACUGUCUGAUGUCUUAAAACAAGGAAUUCGUUUUCUCUGCGACUGUCGGGUGUCCAGAAUUGACGAGAAUGCACACUGGUACGCGAAGUUCGCCCUGAGGGAGUGUAAGGAGACAUUGGAUGAAUUGGGCCCUUGGGCUGCUUUUAAAGUAGCAGAAUACCUAAUAGAGGAUCUAGGUAUGGUACAGUUUCAGUUUUAAGGAGAACUGUAACCGUACCCCAAGUUCAAGUCAAGUUUUUGAAAAAUCAUAAUACGGUCAACACGAACCAAACAUUAUAAAUAUUAUCCAAAACGAAAGGAAAAAAAAUCUCAUGUCUCCAUUUCCAAAAUUUUUGGCCUUUUAAGAUCUUUUUCAAAAUUUUGCGUAAAAUCUUUAUAAUUACACCUUGACAUCACUAUGCAUAUUCUCCAUACUGUUCUCUAUAUAUCUCCUAAGGUGCAGACAAGGAGAAUUUGUUUAACAAUCAACAGCUUCUUUAGUUAGUGAUUAUUUUCUAUAUUCUUGUUACCUUAAUGGUUGAUUCAGGCUGGUGUGAUAUUGUAAGAAUUGGAUGCUAGUCACUCUGAGAGUCAAAGAGAUCAGCCUACAGAACAGAGAUUGACUUAAUUUUUGUUGGAAAAGAGUCAGAGUGUGCCAAAUUCUCUGCUCAUAAGACUGAAUUAUUCCAAUUCAAGCAAAAUUAACCUGGGUUGGAUAAAAAUGCCUUUGUUGGCAUCUUUUGAUCAACUGGAAUGCAAUAUACCUAUAAACCAUGAUAUUUUCUUCUAGACAGAGCAUGCAAGGUUCAAAGCAGCAAAGAAGGACGAUUGUUUUGUGAGUUUAGUGCCACCCAGCUGCGUCAACUGAGAGGCAAAUACUGUGAUUUUACUAAAAGUGAUGGGUCUGAGGACAGUGGACAUUGUUACUUCAUGCCUAAACUUCAAAAACUUUUGAGUGUUUUCAGGGAGUUUGCUAACUCACAGUAUGAAGGUAAGGAACACUCUGCUGACUGCUUUAUUUAUGAAACUUAUUUUUUUAUAUCCUUAGUGGAAACUAAAACAGAAGAUUAGCAAAGUGGAUAUUUUUGCAUUUCUUAUCUCAGUUUGACCCUUUCACUCCUAAGAUCUCUCCUGAUUGUGUGCCAAACCUUCCUAAAAAUUUUCAACCCUGAGAAUCUGUGUUAAAUUUCAAUACAUUGCCUGCCUCAUUAUUUUUCUCUUUAAUCAGCUCCUUUACAUUUUAAAUAGUAAUGUUAUUGUGAAGAGAUUUUUGUUUUGGUUUGCUCUUAACACUAAAAGGUGAAAUGGAAUCCUCUAUCAUAGUAACAGUAAUAACAUCAAUAAUAUUUGAUGGCACUAAUAUUAAUGAUAGUGGUGCUAACAAUAAAAAUAUUGAUGAUAAUAAUAAUACCAUAAUGAUUAAAAUCAUUAUAGUAGGAAAUUUAACAACAAUAAAAAUGAUAACGAUGAUAACAACACCUAUAAUAAUGUCUCAGGAGGAGAUCAAUAUUUAGAGGACAUCUUAAACUUCUAUAGCUAUCUCCUCAUUCAAUCAAGAAAUGGCCUUUGGUUGAAGAACAAAUCUUAAGAGUGAAAAGAUCAAACAUGGUUACACCUGCUACCCAGCUUGACCCUGAGGAAGAUUUAGCCAAUUGUUAAAAAUAAUAUUAAUGAUAAUGACCAUGUAGGUUUAUUUUUGUUUUUCUGUUAAUCCCUACACUCUCAAAAGCCUAAGCUCUUGAAUUGGAACUUCCUUGAAAUUUGUUUUCUGAAUUCAAUGUGUAAGAGUGAUUUUUGGAUGCCACUCUGCAAAACAGCUUGGUGAUCCUCAGUUUGCUUAUUUUGCAGCAUCUGAAGAGGAGAAGACCCUCUGUGCCAUUGUGUUUGUUGAGAGACGAUACACAGCACUGAUCCUCAGCAAACAGCUUAACAUGGCUGCCAAACUAGAUCAGGAGCUCUCAUUCAUCAAAAGUGACUUUGUGAUUGGUCAUGGCACAGGUGCAAGGGUUAGCUACUCCAGUAACACAGAGAUGAAUUUUAAGAAACAGGAGGAAGUACUGCGCAAGUUCAGAAAUGACAAGAAAAGACAUGAAUUCAAUGUGCUGAUAGCCACCUCUGUUGUUGAGGAGGGAUUAGAUAUUCCCAAGUGUAAUGUUGUCUGCAGGUUUGAUUUCCCAAAAAAUUAUCGCUCCUAUGUACAGUCAAAGGGCAGAGCUCGUGCCAAAGGUUCCAAGUACUACAUGCUGGUGGAUGAAAAAGAGGAAGUGGAAAAAGUGAAUGAAUUGGAGGUACAUUUUUUACAUAUUUAAAUCAGUUACAAUCCAUACCUACUCUGGUGAUUGUCAUUGAUAAUGUUUAGCUGAGGAUGCAGAGCACCAGACUGCUGUGUGGGAGAUAGAAGGUUCAAGCUCCAGACUGCUAAACAACACUCAGGGUCUUAGAAUAACCAAGGACCAUGCUGCCUUUGCUAUGAUGUCUGCAAAUGGUUAGACAUUCUAGUCUACUCAUAUAAGGAUAAUAAGCCACGAGCCCUUCUGCAUCUCCUCUCUACUGGUUAGCAGGGGACGUUAAAGAACCCAUGCAUUUCUCGCAAAGAAUAGGGAACACAUAUGUCAUUGUUAUAGUCUGGCCUUUAGAUUUUUUACACAGGCUGCCUUUUAAAGCCACUUUAAGCUGAACUGGGAAAGCUGGUUUAAAUAUCAUAAAUAAAUUCAUAACCUGGUUGAAUUACUGUAAGGAAUGUUAAUUAUUCUUCUUCUUAAUAUUCAUGGCUUAUUCCCUAGAUGUUGCGUGCUAUUGAGGAAAUCUUGUUGGAAAGAUGCCAUGAUCGGCAGAAGCCAACAGUGGAGGAGUGUAAUGAGUCAGUAGACACAGAUUUACUUCCGCCGUACAUACCAGUAAAUGGAAAGGGGGCUAGAGUAACUAUGAGCAGUAGUGUUGCUCUACUUUCAAAGUAAGUGCAAAGAAUUUAUUAACUUUGAAUUGUGUUGUAGUUCUAAAUUUGAGAUAAUUGGUUGACUUGUGUAUUGUUAAGUAAUGUGGUUGUAAAAAGGGAAGAUGUGCUAUAUAUGGGGUAACAAACUUGGGCACUGAUUGUGAAAAGGGGUGAUUUCUAUUUACUAUGAGUAUUGCUGUAAAGCUGGCUGUUUGCUUCCCUAAAAACCUCAAAAUUGCUCGUAUUACCUCUUAUUUUUCACUGAAAUCACUUGGAAUUCAUGAAAAUUCAGCAGGUAAAAGGACAAGUCUACCAGUUUGAUAAUUAUUUUUACCUGUCACGUUGAAAAUAAGGGAGUACACUGCCUCUUUAAAAGCUCUUACACCACAUCUACAUAAAGUUAUGCUCUUUUAAAUUUUAACUCAGGGGUGUAGAAUAUUCUUAUACUUAAUAUGGAGAUGACCAAUUACUUAAAAUUACAAACUUUAUAAACCUAGAAUUAUAUCAAUAUUUCUACUUUUGUCAUUUCAGGUACUGUUCAAAGCUUCCAGGAGACCGGUUUACUCAGCCCAAGCCAGUUUACAAGGUUGAGGAAAUUGGGAAAUAUCUUUACAGGUGUAAACUAACACUCCCAAUAAACUGUCAACUACGUGAUGAUAUAAUAGUGAGUUUAGAGGACUUUUAUUUUUUUUAAACUAAGACAUAAAAUUGUCAUUAUGGAAAUUUGCCUAUUUGCUCUGUCAUUAUCAUUGGCUAUUGAUAAAGUUUAUCUGCCUUCUGAUUGGUUACGUAACCGCCUCCCGGUUAGCUCAAUUGGUUAGAGCUCUGGACUGUUGUGUGGGAGGUCGAAGGUUCGAGCCCCAACCAGACCAACACUCACAAGGUCUUGAAAUAAAUGAGGAGAAUGUGCUACCUUUCUAUAAUGUCAAGAAAUGGAUAGACAUUCUAGUCUUCUCAGAUAAGGACGAAUAAACUGUAGGUCCCGUCUCCUACCUCUAUUAAUUAGUCAAUUUGGUCAGGCAGGGGACGUUAAAGAACCCACUCACGAGAUUACUGUGAUGUGGUCUGGCCAGUUUACUGGGAAUUGGGGGAGGGGGUCUGCCCUUGUCAUUGUUAACGCGGGAUCCACUGUAAUUGGCUAAAGCUGUAGUGGUCUCCCUGCCUUAGAUCAUUGGGCGAAGCUAAAUAAAUUAAAUUACAAAAUUACGUUAUUGGUACUUUGGUUGUGAUUUUGUGUCUCUCAAUUCAACAUUGCUCUAAUUCUCUGUGCUAAGUUUCAAGCAGUUUGUUAGCUCUUGGAAAUUAACCCUGUAACUCGCAAGAUUCUAAAAGUAACUCUUCCUACUAACUGCUAUACAUUUCCUUGUAAAUUGGAGAGGACAACAUGAUGUUACAUUAAGACAACACCUUAACGCUGAUGAACUUAUAUAUUCUCAUCACCUGUUCGCCAUGUAACAUAUUGGAAUUGCAAGGAGAAAUUACAUGUUAAUCGCUUACUUGAGAACCAUCUAUGUCUGCGUUUCAUCAGGGUGAACCAAUGCUGAGUAAGAACCAAGCCAAGAUGGCAGCCGCGCUCGAAGCCUGUAAACUGCUUCACAAGAUUGGUGAGCUUGAUGAUGACCUGUUACCAAAGCGGACUUUAUCUGACGAGGAAAGUGAUUUGGAAGAAGAAGCAGCAGCUGAGUCUGGCGGAAAAAAACCAAAAGCUGGAACAAAGAAGAGAAGACGACGGUACAGGAGAAAGGUAAGCAGUUGAAUUUCACAAUUUUGGCCUGUGACUUACUCAUUAAACUGUUUACUUAUAUAUCUCAAUGCAAUGUCGUAGACAAUGUCUAAGCAUGAAUUUGGCUGGUCAGUUAGAGGGUCUACCAUUCCCUAUGCUUAUUCAAGUUUGGGUAUGCUGUUGAUUUACCAAUUUCUUUUGAGCUUUAACAAACACGUUAUUCGCUUCUAAAACGCCGUGACUUAGUGAUCAUGAAACCAUGAAACCAGUGUUCGAAUCCUCUCGUGGAACUCAAUUUUCACCUUCGCUUCACGCUCUUGACAAAUAUUUACACUUUCUUUACCUAAUGUUUUGUUGUUGCCCAGGUUCCUGAAGCAUUUGUCGGCAGCUUGGUACAGGAAGGUCAGCCACAGUUCCUCACGACCAUCACCAUACAAGUCACUAAACUUACUCAGCCACAAGAGUUUGUCGUUAGUGAGCGACUGUUCCUCAAUGAAACUUGCACGUUUGGAAUGCUGACAACGAAAAGAGUUCCUUGGGUUGGUACUUGAUUAUUAAUAUUUCAUUAUUUAUCAGGCAACGUAAUUCUGUAGGCCAAUUUUCAAUCCAGUGUCGCUCUGUGAUUGGUCCAAAAAGCUUGCACCUUUCUUUCAGCCAAUCAGCUGCAAAACUAAAACCAAUCACGACUUGGUCGCCUGCGUUUUCCCGCGCUUUAGCCAGGUUGGUUGUUUUCAUUUAACUCAUUGGCUUCUAAAGGUCCACGAUUGCAGCGUGUACCACUUCAACCGGUCUCACACACCACAAAUGUUGACCUUCAUCUUACAAUGCAAUUUUUUCACUCUUCAGAUACGAUCGUUCAAACUGUAUCCUAACUAUGGCGAAGUCACGGUAUCCUUGCAGUGUCACAGCUCUCCUUUGCGUGUAAACAUCACUAAACAAGAGUUGGACAUUCUUCGCCAGUUUCAUCUCUUUCUCUUCAGUCACGUUCUACGCUCUCCCGUGGAAUUCACACCAGGAAGUGUGGAUGGUUACUUCGUUGUUAUGUUGAAGGCUUCAGGAAGGAGUAUUGACUUUGAUUGUAUGAGAGAGGAGCUUUCUUUCAAACAAAGCCGUGGAAGUCAGCCCAUUGUCGUAGACGCAUUAGUAACAAAGAACUACGUUGAAUCUCCACAAAAGUACGCUGUUUUGAAUGUUCGUGGCGAUCUGACUCCGAUGUCUCCGUUCCCGGAAAAGUCGCAGGGUAACACUUAUGAAGAAUAUUUUCGCCUGAAAUACAGAGAAAGGGGAUGCAUUGCGAACAAGCAUCAACCACUUGUUGAAGUGAAAGAGCUCUCCGCUAGAGUGAAUUUUCUAGUAGACCGAAAACAAGGAACAAAAAACAAGCGCGAUGUGAUUUGUCUUGUUCCAGAGUUGUGUGACCAGACUCCCAUUCGCGCUUCUCUUCUAAGCGUGUCUCAGAUUCUACCUUCUGUUCUUCAGCGUAUCACCUCCCUCCUUCUCGUUGGUGAUCUCAAGGCCAUGGUUGCUGGUGUACGCGACACAACAGAUGAAUCAAUUUUCCCUCCCAUUGGAGCUGAAGAGGGCUUAAGAGAGGCGCCCAUGGAGGUUGAAGGCGAUGCUUUGGACCUGGAAGACCAGGUUGCACUUUUCUCCGACAUCAGGUCGAUGUUCCGUGACAGUCCACCAUCUGCUGACCACCCCGACUCCUUUCUCGUUCUUCAAGCUAUUACCACCACCCACAGCGUAGAUGCAUUUAAUCUAGAGAGGCUGGAGAUGCUUGGGGACUCAUUUCUAAAGCUGGCCGUGUCCAUUCAUCUCUUCUGCACAUACAGCGAUAAAGACGAAGGCAAGCUGACCCGGCGUAAGAAAAACCAGAUUAGUAAUUUAGCUUUGUACCGAGCAGCGGCCAAGAAAUCUCUGGGCGAGUAUCUGCAAAGCACGCAGUUGGCUCGCAACGUUUGGUGUCCUACGGGAUGUCAGUUUGGCGACGUACCACCGAAUCGCACCACAGGUAGCCCAGCCAUGGAAGUUGACAGCGGGGACACAGUCGAGGCAAUGGAAGUUGACGAGACCUUAGAGAGGGGAAAGGAGACAAAACUUACUUCUACAGAGCAUGCGCGCCAGAAAUGCAACACUCAAAAGAUUGCGGACAAGUCCAUAGCUGACAGCAUCGAAGGACUGAUCGGAGCGUAUCUGAUAUCCUGUGGUUACCUUGGUGCGUUGCGAUUUAUGAAGUUUCUGGGGCUAAAAGUUUUACCUGAAAUUGGGACCAACGACGGCAAUGAUUUGCAGGCGGAGAAUAGCAAAUCGGGUUGCUAUGCUAGAUUUUGGCCAGAUCAGACAAAAAUAACAGUUGCGCAAGGUAAAGGAGAUAUGGUUUUCCGCCUCACUUCUGGCCUGGAAAACUUUGAAAACGAAUCAAUCUCGUACACUUUCCAACAAAAGUUGUAUUUGGUAGAGGCACUAAGUCAUGCGUCUUACCACGAAAACCGUGUCACGCCAAGUUAUGAAAGACUCGAGUUCCUCGGCGAUGCCCUGCUGGACUUUUGGUCACGCAACAUUUGUACUUCCGUCACGUCAACUUGUCACCAGGUGAACUGA
Molecule: messenger RNA, 8312 nt
Organism: Pocillopora meandrina
Lineage: Eukaryota; Metazoa; Cnidaria; Anthozoa; Scleractinia; Pocilloporidae
Source: the annotation of a GenBank genome assembly